AUGAGGCUGGUCUGGCCCACCCUAACCGUGUUUCUCCCCGUUUUUGCAGCUAUCUGUCGCCAGGGCUGCAGUCCUGAACACGGCUCCUGUAAAUAUCCUGGGGAGUGCAGGUGUCAGUAUGGUUGGAAGGGGCAGUACUGUGACAAGUGUACCCCUCACCCUGGCUGUGUGCACGGCACCUGUGUGGAGCCCUGGCAGUGUCGUUGUGAAACCAACUGGGGCGGUCAGCUGUGUGACAAAGAUCUGAACUACUGUGGGACACGACUGCCCUGUUUGAACGGGGGAACGUGCAGCAACACUGGGCCAGACAAAUAUCAGUGCACCUGCCCCGACGGCUAUUCUGGGAAAAACUGUGAGAUUGCCGAGCAUGCGUGUAUCUCUGACCCCUGCUAUAACAGAGGAAGCUGUUCGGAAACCCCAAUGGGGUUUAAAUGUCUGUGCGUCUCUGGGUGGGCCGGCCCAACCUGCACCAUUGAUAUUGAUGAGUGCGAGGCUGACCCGUGUGCCCAUGGGGGUACUUGCCAGGACAUGGUGGAUGGCUUCAAAUGCAUUUGCCCCCAGCAGUGGACAGGCAAAACAUGCCAACUGGAUGCCAACGAGUGUGAGGGGAAGCCGUGUGCUAACGCCAAUGCCUGCCACAACCUGAUCGGGGGCUAUUACUGCGACUGUAUGCCGGGCUGGGCCGGCCAGGACUGUGACCUGCACAUCGACGAUUGUCACGGACAAUGCCAGAACGGGGGAACAUGCAAGGAUUUGGUGAACAGCUACCGCUGUGCGUGUGCCCCUGGUUUUGUGGGGCAGCACUGUGAGCGAGCGGUCAGUGGAUGUGCCAGCAAGCCCUGCCUGAACGGUGGGCAGUGCCAGGAGACCCUCACCGGGGUCCAGUGCCUGUGUCCAGCCGGAUUCUCCGGGAACCUGUGUCAGCUGGACAUCGAUUACUGUCAGCCAAACCCGUGUGGCAAUGGGGCCCCCUGCUUUAACCUGGCCGCCGACUAUUUCUGCCGCUGCCCGGAGGAUUAUGAAGGGAAGAACUGUUCCCACCUAAAGGAUCAUUGCCAGACGACGCCUUGUCAAGUUAUUGACAGCUGUACAGUUACCGUGGCUUCAAACACCACACCCGAGGGAAUCCGCUUCAUCUUCUCCAACGUGUGUGGCCCGCACGGCAAGUGUAAGAGCCAGGCCGACGGCAAGUUCACGUGUGACUGCAGCGAGGGCUUCACCGGGGCUUACUGCCACGAGAAUAUCAACGACUGCGCGAGUGACCCCUGUAAGUCCGGAGGGACCUGCAUUGACGGAGUGAACGAGUACCAGUGCAUUUGCCGGGAAGGCUGGGAAGGAGUGCUGUGUGAGAUCAAUAUCGACGACUGUGCUGUGAAGCCGUGUCAGAACAGAGGGACGUGCCAGGACCUGGUCAAUGAUUUCUACUGCGAGUGUAAGAACGGCUGGAAAGGCAAGACCUGCCACUCCCGGGACAGUCAAUGUGAUGAAGCCACGUGUAAUAAUGGAGGGACAUGCUACGAUGAAGGAGACACGUUUAAAUGCAUGUGUGCCCCUGGCUGGGAGGGCUCCACCUGCAACAUAGCGAGGAACAGCAGCUGCUCACCCCCACCCUGUGAGAAUGGUGGCACAUGUGUGGUCAGCGGAGACUCCUUCACCUGUGUGUGUAAAGAAGGAUGGGAGGGCUCUACCUGCUCACAGAAUGCAAAUGACUGCAAUCCACAUCCAUGCUAUAACAGUGGGACGUGUGUCGACGGUGAGAAUUGGUAUCGAUGCGAGUGUGCGCCAGGCUUCGCAGGGCCAGACUGCCGCAUCAACAUUAAUGAGUGCCAGUCCUCGCCCUGUGCCUACGGAGCCACGUGUGUGGACGAGAUCAACGGUUACCGGUGUCUGUGUCCCCCAGGGAGGAGCGGGCAGCGCUGUCGACAAGUGACGGGGAGAGCGUGCGUGUUGAAAGACCGGGUCGCUCCACACGGAGCCAAGUGGGACGAUGACUGCAACAGCUGCCAGUGUCACAACGGGAGGGUCACCUGUAGCAAGAUGUGGUGUGGCCCUAAGCCGUGCAGGACGAAUGGGCAGGGCUCGGGAUCCGGGCGGGGGAGGUGCCCGGCCUGGCAGGCUUGUUUGCCUGUCAGUGAGAGCCAGUGUUUCGUGCCCCCGUGUGCGGGCUGGGGGGAGUGCCAGGCUGCCAACCAACCCGGCGUCAAAACCAAGUGCCAGCCCAACAACGCCUUCCUCGACCGCAGCUGUGCCAAAAUCACCCUGGCCAUCAACCGCGAUCUACUGCAGCCGGGGGUCACCACGGAGCACGUGUGCGCGGAACUCAGGCAGCUCCAGGUCUUACGCAACUUGUCCGUGGAUCAUUCCGUUUACCUCAUCUGUGAGCAAACCAGCUCAGCCGCCAAUGAGAUCAGCGUGGCCAUUUCAGUGGAGAAUUCAGUCCAGGAAACCAAUCCGAUCAAAGAUCUGACGGAGCAGAUCACGGACGUGGUGAGCAAGCGAGGAGCUAACAACACCCUGCUCUCCGCCAUCACACAAGUGCGAGUCCAAACCCUGCACGAGCCGCUCACACCAGACCUGCUGGUGCCUUUGCUGAGCUCAGUGAUCACGGUGGCCUGGAUCUGCUGUUUUGUCACCCUCUUCCUGUGGUGGUUCCGACGGCGACGCAAGCGGAGCAGCCCCACCCCCACGCUGGCGGGGGGGCCGGGGGGCCCGGGGGGGGCCGAGGACCGCGAUGGCGGGGUGGCCGCCAACAACGUACGCGAGCAGCUGCGGCAGAUCAAGAACCCCAUCGAGAAGCACGGGCGCGACUGCGAGGGCAAAAACUCCAAAAUCGCCAAAAUAAGGACGCAGAACUGCGAGGCUGAGGAGGGGGCCGCGGGGGCUCUGGACAAACAGCCACACAAGAACCGCUUCGGCAAGGCUGCCGCUUACACCCUGGUGGAGCGCGAUGAGGCGGGGGCUCCCGAGACCCCGACCAAAAGCCCCAACUGGAUCAACAAGCAGGACAACAGGGACUUGGAAAGUGCGCAGAGCCUGAACCACAUGGAGUAUAUCGUAUAGCCGGACGGACUGACGUCAGCCUCGUUUAACUCACACACUCGACAUUUCUUGGGCUUUAUCUCUCCCUCUUCUAUCUCUCUUUCUCUCACUCUUUCUCUCGCUUUCUCCAAAAGGCUCGAAAGUCUUUACGUGUUCCUUGAAUCUGCGUUAAUACUUGUUUUGAAUGUCAGGGUAAAUUCAUCGUUCACAGAGAUCGACUCCCUCUCUGUUCAUAUCAGCUUCUAGACUUGUGGAGUCCUGCAGUGUAUUGGGUUAGAGCGCUUGCCUCGCA
Molecule: messenger RNA, 3331 nt
Organism: Callorhinchus milii (elephant shark)
Lineage: Eukaryota; Metazoa; Chordata; Chondrichthyes; Chimaeriformes; Callorhinchidae
Product: protein jagged-1-like
Exons: 22
Coding region: 1-3060 (1019 amino acids)
Biological process (GO): Notch signaling pathway; heterophilic cell-cell adhesion; establishment or maintenance of epithelial cell apical/basal polarity
Cellular component (GO): protein-containing complex; plasma membrane
Molecular function (GO): Notch binding; calcium ion binding
Source: RefSeq, a predicted model, not a curated record